AUGCCGACACUUGAUAUAAGCGAGCUGAAUGUGGUAGUCGCUGUGUUUGGCACUUUCACUGUUUUGUAUGGCUUGGUGGCUGUCAAGGUCAAGAGUGUCUGGUAUCUCGGUGAAGCUUUACCAGCCCUUUUGCUUGGAAUUACCUUGGGCCCCCUCGCGGCAAAGUUCCUUGACGCCAAUAGAUGGGGUUCAGCUAUCCCAGGCCAGCAAGGUGCCAUAACACUCGGCGUGAUGCGAGUUAUGAUUGGUAUCCAGCUAGUUAUCGCAGGGUACCAGCUACCCGCUAGAUAUCUUCAUCUACGCUACAAGGAGAUUCUCGUGUGUCUCGUUCCGAUCAUGACACUCAUGUGGCUAUGCACAUCGGCCUGUGUGUUAGCGGCGAUACCCCAUGUCACGCUCCUCGCAACACUCGCCAUCGGCGCAUGCGUAACCUCCACCGACCCCAUCCUCUCCCAGGCGGUUGCCAAAGGCCCCUUUGCUGACAAGUACGUGGCGCGGCCGCUGCGAGAGAUCAUAUCCGCCGAGGCGGGUGCCAAUGAUGGCUUCGCGUCCCCCUUCCUCAUGCUUGCCGUCAACCUCAUGCGCCUCUCAGAGAACCGCCCCGCGGGCUUGGUCGAUCAUAACAGGGGUGUUGGGCCCCAGACAAACGACGUCGGUACUGCUAUGAAGAACUGGGCAGUCGAGACCCUUGCCUACAUUGUCCUGCUGGCCAUGGCAUACGGGGCUGUCGCCGGCUACUGCGCCAGGAUAGGUGUCAGGUUAUCCCUGUCGCGAAAGUGGAUUGACACCGAGUGCUAUCUUCUUUUCCCAACGGCGCUUGGGCUAUUCAUCGUUGGAACCUGCGGAGCUCUCGGGACCAGUGACCUCCUAGCCUGCUUCGUCGCAGGAUGUGCACUGAACUGGGAUGGACAGUUCCUCGCAGAGUCCGAACGUCGCCACGACGAAGUCAACUCCUGCAUCGACGUACUCCUGAACUUCGGCGGCUUCAUGUACAUCGGCACAGCACUGCCCUGGGCAGAGUUCCAUCAGCCCGAGACCACAGGGAUCACAUACCCACGUCUCAUCGGUCUUGGUGUCCUCGUUCUCCUCUUUCGUCGCAUUCCCGCUUUGCUCAUUACCUACAAAGCCAUGCCGGCGGUGGUGAAGAACUGGAAGGAAGCUGUUUUUAUGGGCUACUUUGGCCCUAUUGGCGUCGGAGCGGUGUACUACCUUCAGCACACCCGCCUCCUAUUUCCACCACGUGAAGCUGCUAGUCCUGCAGAACGCCAACUACUUGAUGCGCUUUGCCCUGUGGUCUACUUCAUUGUGCUAUUCUCUAUUGUCGUCCACGGGCUCUCGAUCCCCAUCCUCAGCGUCCUGUACCAAUAUUUCGGAGUGAGUCCAAUCAAGGAUGAUGCCGUGGAGCUACGACGGCGCAGCAUCUAUGUGCCGACGCCUCCGAAUGGCUUCAGGGGAGACCGGGACACGUUCAUCGCCUAUAACCGGUUCUUCCGCCCGCUCGCCAGCAGCCUCGCCAAGCUACCGGCCGUCCGGGUUCGUGACCGUGACCCUGACCCUGACCCUGAGGAUAGCGCGAGUGUGUUGAUGAAGAGGGAGGAUGAGGAGAAGCAAGCGCAAUGCGGUGAUACACAUCCGCAAAGCGAUACACACCCGCAAAGUUGA
Molecule: messenger RNA, 1662 nt
Organism: Anthostomella pinea
Lineage: Eukaryota; Fungi; Ascomycota; Sordariomycetes; Xylariales; Xylariaceae
Source: the annotation of a GenBank genome assembly